Molecule: messenger RNA, 573 nt
Organism: Acanthoscelides obtectus
Lineage: Eukaryota; Metazoa; Arthropoda; Insecta; Coleoptera; Chrysomelidae
Source: the annotation of a GenBank genome assembly
AUGGUGAAACUCCCACAAAUCAUCAAAAUCCUCUCGAACAAAAGUGGAGAGGGCAUCAGCAUACCAGGCACUACUUUGGAACUCACUGCAAUCACAAUCCACAUGUCAUACAAUUUUGCUAAGGGAUACCCUUUCAGCUCAUAUGGAGACACAACAUUCCUAGCAUUCCAAACAGUGAUCAUAGCUGCUCUAGUUUUGUACUACAGGGAUGCUUUGGCUCAGGCAGUGUCAUACCUGUCAAUAUACUCGGCAAUAUGUUACACUAUGAUGUCUGGACUGACUCCGAUCUCUUUCCUUUGGUCACUGCAAUCUAUCAACAUUCCGAUUGCUGUAGCAGGAAAAUUGAUCCAAGCUUGGACGAAUUAUAAGAAUGGUAGCACUGGCCAGCUAUCUGCGGUGACAGUAUUCAUGCUGUUUGGCGGAUCAGCAGCCAGGAUAUUCACUUCUAUCCAGGAAACUGGAGAUAAUAUUGUAAUUUUAACUUAUCUUGCUAGCACAUUAGCAAAUUCUAUUUUGGUGUUCCAAAUGAUAUAUUAUUGGAAUGUAGUUGAUAGCAAAAAGAAAGCUCAAUAA